AUGGAGUCGGCAGAAUCAGCAUUGGGGAGCGAUAUGGGACUGGUGGUGGUCGUUUGCAGUAGUAGUUGGAUUGGUGGUGUUGUUUGUGAAGAAGAGAUCAUCCGAGGAGAGUUUAAGAAAGUUAAAAAGACUUUUGAACCUUGUGAUCUUAAAUUAAAGAUACGAAGAAUAUUUGAUGGUCCUGCAUGUGUAUUGCUGAUUCUUGACAAGGAUUUAGCUGAGGAGGUAAAGGCAAGAUACAAGAAAGCCGUUGUGAAAAUUGUCGACAUGGAGGAUUAUGCUGCUGAUGAUGAUCAAUAUGGGGAAGGGGAGCCUACUGACAAUGCCGCGAGAUUUUACAAAUGGUUUACUGAGGGACAAGAAUGGGGCUUGUGGCUUCAGCAGCUUUCUUAUGGUGUUUUUGGGUUGGGCAAUCGGCAAUAUGAACAUUUUAACAAGCUGAUGCACAAUUUCCAACUCUUGUAUCUAUCAGCCUGUGAUAAUAUUGUUUUAAUUUGGAUAAGGUUAUUCCACAGUUUGACUUACAUGUUUAGCAUGACAGGUGCAAAACGUCUUGUGGCGCUUGGCCUUGGGGAUGAUGAUCAGUGCAUUGAAGACGAUUUUGGCGCUUGGCGAGAACGAUUGUGGCCAGAAUUGAAUCCAAUACUUAAAGAUGAGAAUGAUGCAAAGCCUGUGUUGAAUAUACGAGUAGCAGAAAAAUUCUUCACUUGUUUAGUUCCAACUGAACUGCUCUUGGCUUUUUAUUGUCAUCUGCAACAGUUUUCAUGUAUUGCGAGUUCAAAUUCGGGUAGACAGGCCUUUGCUGGAGUAUGUCAAGCCUAUAAAUUAGAUCUAUAUGAAACUGGAGAUCACGUGGGUGUUUAUGCUGAAAAUCGUGAAGAAACUGUUGAGGAAGCUGCGAGAUUAUUGGAUCAGCCUUUAGACUUAUUAUUCUCCAUUCAGAAUGACAAAGAGGAUGGUACAGCUUUGGGAGGCUCAUUGCUGCCGCCUUUUCCUGGUCCUUGCACUAUGCACGCUGCGCUUGCUCAUUAUGCAGAUCUUCUAAGUCCUCCUCGAAAGCUUUAUUUAGUAAUUUUUGAGCCCCAUUUUGCUGGUACUGAUCCAAAUUUCUUGUUUUGUGCCAACUUUGUUGCUGUCUAUUCCCCUUCUCGUUGCUGA
Molecule: messenger RNA, 1158 nt
Organism: Lycium barbarum (goji berry)
Lineage: Eukaryota; Viridiplantae; Streptophyta; Magnoliopsida; Solanales; Solanaceae
Product: NADPH--cytochrome P450 reductase-like
Exons: 12
Coding region: 1-1158 (385 amino acids)
Cellular component (GO): cytosol
Molecular function (GO): flavin adenine dinucleotide binding; FMN binding; NADPH-hemoprotein reductase activity
Source: RefSeq, a predicted model, not a curated record